GCCUAGCCUUGAUGUGCUCAUUUUCAAACACAGGAAAACAUGCCAAAUACCAAACAUUACUAAUAUUAAAUGUCACAUGGUUUCACUUAAGGGAUUGUCUCUUCCCUUGUGAAUAUAUAUAACCAAACUACAUUGCCCUUCUAUCCAUAGCAACAACAUACCUUUCUUUCUUCUUCUUCUUCAUUCAUCUCAAAUUUUCAUUCCCUCUAUACUUGACAAAAUGAUCAGUGCUAAGAAGCUACUCAAAUUGGCAAGGAAGUGGCAAAAGCUGGCUAAUAUCAAGAGGAAAAGAAUCUCAUUUCCUAGAGCCACUAGAAAUCCAGAUGAAAGUUGCAACUCAUCGUCGGUGGUGGUUCAUAAGGGUCACUUUGUUGUUUACACUGCUGACCAAAGACGCUUUGUGCUUCCUCUGGAAUAUCUUAACGAGGAAAUUUUCAAGGAACUCUUUAGAAUGUCAGAAGAAGAAUUUGGACUGCCCAGAAAUGGGGCUAUCACACUCCCAUGUGAUGCAGUGUCUAUGGAGUAUGUAGUUUCUAUGAUCCAACAGAAUAUGGCCAAAGAUCUAGAGAAAGCAUUAGUCAAGUCCAUAGCUAAUGGUUGCCAUUCAUCAUCUUCAUAUCUCCCUCCAGAUCUACCCAACAAACAAAUACUAAUCUGCAGCUUCUGAAGCAAAGUGUACUUCUUUUUGCAAAUGAUUUACAUGUAUAUAGUGAGACUAUAAUAUUGUAUAAAAUUGUCAACAGUUCUUUCA
Messenger RNA from Quercus lobata, 751 nucleotides. RefSeq names its product auxin-responsive protein SAUR68-like. The transcript has a single exon. The record is from RefSeq and is a predicted model, not a curated record. Lineage: Eukaryota; Viridiplantae; Streptophyta; Magnoliopsida; Fagales; Fagaceae. Gene Ontology annotation, biological process: response to auxin. Bases 221 to 667 code for a protein of 148 amino acids.